Necator americanus (New World hookworm) is the source of this 1008-nucleotide messenger RNA. RefSeq lists its product as uncharacterized. The record is from RefSeq and is a predicted model, not a curated record. NCBI's taxonomy places the organism in Eukaryota, Metazoa, Nematoda, Chromadorea, Rhabditida, Ancylostomatidae. The transcript is spliced from 7 exons. Gene Ontology annotation, biological process: lipid storage; lipid droplet organization. Gene Ontology annotation, cellular component: endoplasmic reticulum membrane. The coding region runs from base 1 to 1008 and encodes 335 amino acids.
AUGUUAUCCGAAGUUGCUCAUUUCCUUCGUUUGCGGAUAGGCCGACUUUUCCGCUUUUCUGAGCGCGUGAACCCCGUCUACACAGCAACGUUGCUAAUCUUCCAAUUUUCCUUAGCUUUAGUUACAUCACUAGUUGUACCACUAGUGGUAAGGAGACUUGCACUCCCAUCGUCUAUUGAAAAUGAGAUUGAUUUAAAUCUUUCAUUCAGUACUUGUAGAAGCGACCUCCACGGUGUAUGCUCUUUUCCAUCUGCAGCGGUAGAAUACGAAAAGGGAACACUGUUUUCACCAACCGUAGAAUAUUCUCUAUCAAUUCGGCUUCGAUUCGUUGAUAAUGACCAAGGACGUAGAUUAGGAUUUUUCCAAAAUGUUUUGUCUUUCCACAACGAGAACCAACAACUAAAAACUUACACGAAAACAUCUUACUUGAGGGAGCCAAGCCUUUUUACUAAGGCACUAUGGGUGUUUUUCUUUCCGCUAUAUUUCACCGGAUUUUUUCAUGAUUACAAUUCUUUGGAUAUUCUUAUGACGUCUUCCCACAUUGAGACGUUAACUCAUCCUUCAACAAAGCUUUUCUAUGAACUUCAGGACCGUUUUGCGCAGGUUGACAGUGCGAGCCUUGUGAUUGGAGCACAAUUUGGAAUUAUUCGAUAUUUGCUAUACAAUUGGCCAAUUACUACAUCUUUGAUUCUAUUUCUUGGUUCCUUCUCAGUAUGCUUUUCCUCUAUCAUUUGUUACUGGGGAGUGAAAAGCUUUCUUGGAGAUUCAGAGACUCAUAAUGCUGAGACUGCGUUUUCCCUUCUCCCAAGAAGUUUCUCAAAGGACGUAGGGCUGAAUGGAAAAUCAACCAUGAUUCGCCCAAAAGUUCCUCAUGAUGAGUACAUUCCUGAUAAUGUGGACGAAGUUCCUUCCUCUGUCAACUUUUCUGAGGUUCCUGGAUGGGAAGUCUUGCCGUCUCAGAACAACUUUGACGAUGUCACGAAUAGCAAUAUACGCCGUCGAAAAUGA